UAAUGCUCAUGUGCGACCACAUUGUCAUAUGAAACAAGGAAUUUUUGUUGCUUUAAUCAGCUUCAUUUUAAUGUCUAUUUUUUGGACAGCGGUUCACGUACCCGUGUUUCGUAAUAUGAGUUAAUUUCGGCCCAGCCUACUUUUGUGUUGAUAUGUAUGUUAAUACAGACUGACCGCGUGUACAGCGUAGAUAACGCAGGUUCUUGUACUGGACCCGCCGUGGUUGCUCAGUCGCUAUGUUGUUGGGCUGUUGAGCAAAAGGUCGCGGGACCGAAUCCCGGCCACGGCGGCCGCAUUUCGAUGGGGGCGAAAUGCGAAAACACCGGUGUGCUUAGAUUUAGGCGCACGUUAAAGAAUCCCAGGUGGUCGAAAUUUCCGGAGUUCUCCACUACGGGGUGCCUCAUAAUCAGAAAGUGGUUUUGGCACGUAAAACCCCAUAAUUUUUUUUUUCUUUUAUUGUGACAGCAAUUACAAGGACACUCGAGGCGCGGCGCGCCGUUACCUCCGCCGUGCUGUGAGAGUGCAUAUCUAAAGAAAAGCUCGUACUCGUUGAGGCGUAUCUUGUCUUCAAUCAACAAUCGUCAUAUGUCUUGCGUGCGUUUCCUUUCUUCAAAAUUCUGGGCUCGGUAUACUCUCCAGUCAAGAAUGAUGUAUGCGACGCGCUGAUAACGCUAGGGGAAUCGAGGGCCCCGAUUUUUGUUGGCCAGAACUGUUCGCGAUCUGCUGGAAGUACCGGGCGUGCAGCGUUAAAGAAGGAAAAGGCACACAAAAAGCUACCUAGCGAUUAAUCAUUGUCCGGGGAUAGGUAAGCCACCCACGAUAUUAAAAAUUACAUUCUGGGGAUUAACAUGCCAAAACCACGAUAUGAUUGUAAGGCACGUGCCUUAGUUGGGGACGCCGGAAUAAUAUUGCCCAAAAAGGUGCUAACUUUUCUUUGAGUGUAGCACUGAAUUUGGUAGGGAAAAAAUAAAAUAAAGCAAAGUGAACUGUUUUCUUUACAAAAUGACAUUUACAGCGAUGUUUCUCUCAUUCGUCUCGUCAUAGUACCGUCCGGACACUUUCACCGAGCACGGCCGCCUUUAUGCUCGAGCGAUAAGCUUGCAUCAGGAACGCAUAUGUAGAAGCCUCCUAGGGAAUUCGACUGCAGCGCGCGCUUCUAUUAAGCGGGGAAGCGCGGAAAUAUUUUCUUUGACUUGGAAAUGCAUGCACUAACCCAAGAGAGAGUACACGUGGUUUCGGUUGGUUCCCUGUGUUCGAGACUACUAUCCCCGUCAAUCUUCCUUUGCGAGAAAAAGUGGCCGUUUCGAGCUUUGGUUUGUACUAUCGUGGUUAGUGGAGAGAUAAAAUUGCCUUGAUUGAACACUUUUUGCUUUGAUCUGCAUGCUAAAUAUGCGUUCCAGGCAGGUGCGAUGCGAUGAGUUUUCCGUGAGCUUGGUUUCUAUUUAUCGCGUUGUAGCAGACCGUUUCGGAACUACUUGCUGCUAUUUCGACGUUAGACGUGACUCCGCCCUAGAGCAAUUCGCACGGUCAAACGUCACUUCUUGUUUUAUGUUGAUGGAACCAAUGCGUUAUUGUACAGUUGUGUAUGCGACAUAAUAGGGUUCCGGUGAACUCUAACAUGAACUAACGAAGCUCUCUAAAAGCUUUAUGUUGUUGUUUGAAUAGCAAGGAAGUUUCUUUUCUCCGUUAUUUUCCGACAGUGCGGAUAUUGCGUCGCCAUUGUCGCUGCUGUGACGUCAUGUGACGCAUGUGUUUGGCUCCCGUCAAAACAAGAGCGAACGAGCGUACGUAAACGCGGUUGUGUCGUGACGCGGACGGACAGUGGAUGUUCCGCUUGCUUCAACACGGUAGGGCACGUACGGACUUCUCUUUCUUGCCUGCUGGGUUACCGAGAAGGGGUUGCUGAGGCACGCUGCCGACGCUGCCAGCCACAAUUGAAUGUCGCAGGGGACGACCGCCGGAGCGAGGCUUAGAGCGCUCGCGAGUUGACGGCUGGCCUCGAUCGUGUGCGGUCGGACGAGCUACCGCGGAUACUUUCAUGGCGGAUGGUCCCGUUCUGCGCUCACUAUGUAAGCCACGGACCCGAUUAGGAAGUCGGCACCCCGGAAACGGGCCGCAAGAAUCAGCAUGAGUGCCAGCGGUCUAGGCGGCGGCAGCAGCACGCUGCGGCGGUCGGCAGGGUCGUCGGACCCGGGCGUCACCGCCGCGGCGGGCGAGGACGCGGGUGUCGAAUGGCUUUACGAGAUCCUGCGCGAGGUGCAGCUAGAACAGUUUUUCAUGAAGAUCCGGGACGAGCUGCAGGUGACGCGGCCGCGCCACUUCGACUUCGUCCAGACCGAAGACCUCGAGAAGAUUGGCAUGGGCAAGCCCGCGGCGCGUCGUCUGCUCGACACGGUCAAGAAGCACCGCGCGUCCCAGUGGAAGCGGAACCUGCUCAACCGUCUGCUUCCCGUCGGCGUCAAGGCCCGGGGCUCGUCCUCGCCACAGCAACAGCAGCCGGGAUCGUCGGUCGUGAUCGGGGCCUCGCCAACGGGCGACCUGAGCACGCUGACGUGCUUGAUCAACGAGAAGGACGUGACGCUGGCGAGCAAGCUGGGCGACGGCUCGUUCGGCGUCGUGGUGCGCGGCGAGUGGGACGCCCCGGACGGCCGCACAAUUCCCGUGGCCGUGAAGAUACUCAAGGAGGACGCCCUGUCCCAACCGGGCGCCUUCGAGGACUUCAUGAAGGAGGUGAACGCGAUGCAGCAGCUGCGCCACCCGAAUCUCAUCCAGCUGUUCGGCGUCGUGCUCAGCGCGCCGCUCAUGAUGGUCACCGAGCUGGCGCCGCUGGGCUCGCUGCGCGACUACCUGCGCAAGCAGUGCCGCCGGCUGCCGGUGUCCCGGCUCGUCGAGUACGCCGUGCAGGUGGCCAACGGCAUGGCGUUCCUCGAGUCGCGCCACUUCAUCCACCGCGACUUGGCUGCUCGCAACGUGCUCCUAGCGGCCGCCAACGCCGUCAAGAUCGGCGACUUCGGCCUCAUGCGCGCCCUGCCCAGUCACGAGGACUGCUAUGUCAUGGCCGAGCAGAAGAAGGUUCCAUUCCCGUGGUGCGCCCCAGAGAGCCUCAAGUCGCGCCACUUCUCACAUGCCAGCGACACGUGGAUGUUUGGCGUGACCCUGUGGGAGACGUUCAGCUUUGGCCAGGAGCCCUGGGUGGGGCUGAGUGGUGCGCAGAUCCUGCAGCGCAUCGAUCAGCUUGGGGAGCGGCUGCCCCAGCCUGAGGCCUGCCCCGGGGACGUCUACCAGCUGAUGCUCCAGUGUUGGGCUCAUGCGCCCGCUGACCGGCCCACGUUUCCCGCACUCAAGGACUUCCUUCUCGAAGCACGGCCACCUGUGCUGCGUGCCCUGCGUACUGUACAGGAGAACGGCCGGCUAGAACUGGAGCCAGGCGACCUGGUGGAGGUUCUGGACGGCAGGCCUGAGCACCACUGGUGGCGGGGCCAGAGCCAGCGCACCUUCCGCAUCGGGCAGUUCCCCCGUGGUGCCUGCGAGUCCCUGUCGCGUGUCAGCCCACGCGACAUCAGCAGACCGCUCCGAAACAGCUUCAUUCAUACAGGCCACAUGGAUGUGAGUGGCCGCACCUGGGGCGACCCGGGUUCCAUCGACGAACUGUAUCUGCGCAACCCCAUGGAGCCUCCGGACCUGUUGGGCCUUCCACCCGAGGACGACGAACCACCUCCUCCACUGGCCACACGACUGCAAGAGCUGGCGCGCCGCUCCUCGCAGAACAACCCCAUCACCAAGAGGACGACGCAGAUGCGCCAGUACAGCUACAACCGCUUCGUCGACGAGCGGACCGAUCCCAGCGAGCUGGGAAGACUGAAUGAUGACCGGGUGGCGGCGUCUCCCGUUCGUCUGCUGGCACUGGGUGCUAAUGGGUCAUCUGAAGCCACUCCAGAGCCCGAAUCCAAACCGAGCCCUGUCAAAGAAGGAGUCCUCAUUGACCUUUGCAGCGAAAUCGACACGACCCUCCAGGUUGCACCAGAACCCGUCCGCAAGUCAACACCAUCCGGUGGGCUGACAUUCCCGAGCGUUGGGGAGUCCAUUGCGACCUACUACAAUGUCUCAUCGUCCAAUGCCGAGCGUCCUUACUACAAUGUCGGAACGCUUGAUGCCAGACCUACAUACUCCAAUCUGGACAGCUCCGAUCGAUACUACUCGUGCGUGACAGCUGACGGUGCCGCCCCGCUGUCACGUGUCAGCAGUUGCCCCUCGCUGAGCAUUGACGAUCUGCUCUCAACGCCUAACAAUCACAGCAUGAUCGGCAGUAACAAGCCUGCUGCUGCACCGCAGGGUUUGUCUUCACUGCCAGUGCCUUCGCAGCUGGACGCCUUUGACUGGCUUGAUGCCAAGAUGGAGGCUGCACGGAAAGCUCAGGCCUCCCCGAAGCAUGCGUCACUGUAUGGCCGAUUGCCACCAAACUCUAUGGGAACUACCAAGAGUGCCACAGUGUGCGGCGUGCCUUUGCUGCGGCCUCCACCAUCACGGGACAAGCGGCUUGGCGGCGGCAGCCGACUGUUCCCUAGCGAUGUGCAGGUGAUGGGCGUGGACCUCCUCCAGCAGCUUCCGCCACCUCCGACGCCCCCGCUUUCGGCACCGCUUGCCCAGGUACGGCCGUUCCUGGUAAAUCCCUCAGUGGCGCCCCCACAGUCCGCCGGGUCGAGCCGUCGCGUGGACAAGGAGGAGACCAUCCUGGAGCCGGUGCUCCUCCCCUCCGUGCGCGAUAGCCAAGUUCCUGCCGGUGGCUCGUCUGCGGCGGCGGCAGCACUGUCCCUUCUGCGCUCGCGUCUUCCGGGCAUCUCGGAGUCCGAGUGCCGGCGCGCGCUGGCGCUGGCCCGCGGCAACCCGCAGCUGGCGCUGCAGCAGACCCAGCUGGCACGGCUACAGUCUCUGGGCAUCGCGGGCAGGGGUGAGUGCGAGGCCGCCCUGCGUGCGUUCAACUGGGACGCCGACCAGGCUGCCUCGCACCUCCUCGACACCAAGGACAGGGCCGCGUGAUCGCUUCCCAGGGUGUGCUCUUGAUCCGCCGACUGGUUCUACGGAAGCCUCGUUGGUCUCUACGAAUGCGAGAAGGGCAGCGGCGAUCUUUGACCAAGUCUUACAUCGACACCGAAAGUGCUGGCUUGCGGCAAUAUUAAGCGCGUCUGAACGGAGCACUGGACUCCAAAUUUCACAUUUCUAGUCUGUUCGCGAGCUCUGUGUCUCUACUGAACGUUGGGUUCUGGGCGCACUUGUGUGAUGGCGCCACUCGUGGUCUGUAUGCAUCGCGUAGUCUCCGCCUUUGUCGGAACGAAACGCGAUAGAAGAUAUUUACAUCACGCACAAGUGAAGGUGUCGUCAUCGUGUUUAGCUUUGUUGAAAUAAGGUGACUUGCAUUUAAUGUGCUCUUGCACCUAUACUUCGCAUUCGUGUUGUUGUCAGGGUCACGUCUGGCGAUUGCGCAUUUCGACGAACUUUAGAUCCUACCGGGUCUUAUAAGAAACCUUGUAUUCAGUACUUCGUUCUAUGCGGGGCACCAGAGCAACCAGCGUAGCACUUACUUUGCACGGGUCACAUUUUCGGUAUAAACCUGCGUUUAUACCGCCUUUAUAAUGCUACAUAUUUAUGCAAUACAGUUAGAUGCAGUGAAGUGGUGCAACACAUGCAGAGUGGGGCACUGUACUGGUAAUGGAAACGUCAGUCGUUUGUUUCAAGCAUAGAGUUUCCUACAAAAUUACUAGAGGGAACUCUGGCACUGCAGUCGUUGUCCUACCAUGGGAAUGAUGGGAAGUACAUGGAUUUGUCUGAUCUUCGUGCUUGUGGAUUCAGACGUUCUUGUGGCUUUGUAUAUUACGCUAUAUCAAUAUUAUUCUCGUAUAUUUCGGCGCAAUCUAUAUUCUUCGAAGUGCAGAAGACGCCGGGAACGCGUCCAGUUUCUAUUAUUUGCAACGAUUGAGCUUGUCCUGGUGGCCAAAUCGAAACGCGCCAAGCGUCUCAAGGCACUGGCAUGCCCGCGAUAAAUUCAUAAGGGCGUUUCAUUCGCUUGUCGAUACGUGCGUCCGUGGCUUAAUGGUUUCAAUAUCAGGCUUCUGUGUUAGAGUCCCUGUGUUCAAAUCCUGCCGUCGGGCAAUUUUAAUGAUGUUGAUUUAAUUAUUUAUUCCGCAAUAUACUGUUGAAAAUGACGAGUUAACAAAGUCACAAUGCCGUUUGAAGCCAAAAGGACGAAGUUUAGGCAAAUCCAUGUACUUCCCAUAAUUCCCAUGCUGGGACAACCGCUCCCAUUGCAGCUCCCGUAGACACUAGCGCCAGAGUUCCUUCUAGUAAUUCUUGUAGGAAACUCUAUGGUUUCAAGAAUCUCUUGUGAUUUGAGUAGUAAUUCACAACAGUUUAUAAAGCAUGUAAGUCUGGUGGGAGCACAAACAUCUACUUAGGCAUGAAUGGGUUCGGCUGACGUAACUUCAUUCAUAUCUGAAGGAUCCCCAAAUAUCGGGAAAAAAAACUUAUCACACCCUACUCGCAAGAUGUAACAUGCCGAGCUGUGUCGCAUUUGAGUCGACCUGUCAAGCAUCUUUCAAAAGAUGUUUCAAUAACCCUUUAAACUUACGUGGGUGAUGUAAAAAAGGAACGAUUAGUAGUGAUUAAACUAUGCUGUCAGCAGCAAAGCGAAUCUUAUUUUAUUGUAUUUAUCAUAAACAUGGAGGCAUCUGAUGUGCACAAUUUCUUAUUGACUUAAAUUGACUUGUUGGUAUUGUACACUUGUAUAAUAGGGAGUUCCUUGCUAGCGCACAUAUUUGGAGAUGAUGCUGCUUACUCAUAUGUCAGUGCAUCCAGGUUGGUUACAUUGCUCAUCGCUAAUUCUUUUGAAUUCGGGUUAUAUUACAAAAUAGUACUUGACACAUGGUGGCUAUGCCUUUCUUUAGACACUUGUUGGAGGUUUUGAAGCUGUCAUUCAGUUUUCAGUGAAAGGAAGGGCCUUUCAAUCUCUAAAAUGGUGCACUGCAUAUCUGUGCUUGAUGUUUUCAUUAUUUUUCAUAAGAGUAAUAGACAUUGUGCAGAAGUUCAAAAUGGUGGCUAGCCGUGUUUGUUGGUAGUAAGACAUGCUUCAGCAAAUAUCGCAAUAACAGGGCAUAGAAUAGGAGCUCGCGGCACAGGCGCUGACUUCCAACAGAUAUGUUUAUUACGGGAGCGAGGAAUAUAUACAGUUUCCGAUCAUGUAUAUUUCGCUCUCGCGAAAUAACUAUAUCUGUUGGAACUCAGCGCCUGUGUCGUGUGCUCCUUUUCUGUGUUCCGUUUUGGUGCUGUUUGCUGAGGCAUUGUGCAGAAGUUUAUGUAUGCUUAAAGGUUUUCUCAUGAGUAUAUCAAGAAAAGUGGAAUUGAGGAGACAAAGCUUUCUGCGGCUCGUGUGACGUCUUACACCUAUAUGUGCUCAUAACAGCGAUAGUGUACAGUGCAGUCCAAUGUUGAAGGGGACACCUCAAUGCGCGGCUCCCACUUUGCUGGUGCUCUAGUUGCAAGUGUUAGCUGAACUUAUGUAAGUGCACAGGUGUGUAGGAAAAUUGCGACGAUGCCAGACUCACAGACAAUUUACUGAAGUGCGGAGUGAAGGCAUCAUUCGCGUGUGCUCUACACUCAUAUGUUCCUUCAACAGGAUACCGCAGUGUAAAUGCAUCGCUGUGAGAAGUGCUGGCUUACAAGCGUUAGUACUUGGUUAUGUCAAAAACAGGUUGCACCUGCAGCAGUCAUGUGCUUUCAGAAUACUACGAUGCACAGGCACCAAGGUUUUGUGCUACCAGUAUUGCAAGCAUUUUUAAACAACUCAGUGACCUCUAUUUAUAAAAAAAAGACAAUCUAGUAAUGCGACCAAAAGAUUGUCUUGUCAAUAUCCCUUUUGUCACAGUGGUGUAUGGCUGUCUGUACCUAGGAAGAGGUGCAUACAAUCGCUUCCACUAUUUUUUUGACAGAUUUGCUAUAGAGUUUAGGGUUGAGCUGACUAGUGUACACGUCAACAAAUGCUGACGUCACGGGAAUGGCUGCAUGAAGUCUUGCGAUGCAUUGAGGAACUCCCAAUUCGAGCCUUGUUAAUCAAUUUAAACAAUGAAGAUAUCAUUAGAUGUCGCCACUAGGCACGUGAGGUUGAAAUAAAGCAGUGGUUUUCUAGAGUGUCUGUCUCGAAAAAAUUAAGUGCUACUUCUAUUGGCCCACAAUUGAAGAAACUUACCUUCGGUCUGGCUCAAUGGAGUUCAUAUAGUACUGUGCCAAUGAUAAUUUUACCAACCUGGACAUCGGUAAAGAAAAAGUACGGAUACAUUUUUCUAAAUGAAAUUCCAAGGCAUUUGUUGUCUGAAAUGGAUGAAGUUAAUGAAUGGAAUUAUCGACAAUAUGAUAUUCUCGUUUGGUGUUGUGAGAGGAAGAUAGUACUGUAGAUCGUGUCAAUAUAGUUGUGCUAAAAAUAGCUGUAUGAGCGUAAAAUAGCCGUACAGUCGCAAGAAUAAAGGAAAAUCUUUGCGUUUGUAUUUGCAUUUGAUAGAGGAGUACUUUGAGAGUUUGUAUGUUUAGAUAUAAAAAUAUAAUAUAAGCUGCCAUUACAUGUUUAGAACAAUAUUUUAUUUCCUUGUGAUAAUUAAACUUUGGCCAGGCAGCUUCUAAAGUAGGGCUCAAGUUGAAAAGCUAGGCUGAUUAGUGCAAAAUAGAGUAUGCUGAUUAGGGAUAAGAGCACCUCAUUUGAGAAUGAUUUAUGUUGUGUCCUAUUUAGUUCACAUGAAAAUAAUUUCCAUCCGGACAGAGCGAUGGGACAUCAGUAAAGUUCCGCGUGUGUUGCUUCAAAUUAAACCUUUAGGAUGCAUCCCACAUUUUUUGCUGGAAGUUGUUUUCAGUAAGUACCUUUUUUGCCAAAGAGACCGGCUUUUUCAAAAGCCACAUUCUGCCCCGUAUGUAGUGCAGGGAAGAAUUAUCAGAAGCAUUGAGUCAAUAUUGUAGCCAGCUACAUGGUGGUAAUAAAUAUUUGGAUGAUAGGGUUUUCGGCAUCCAUAUAUCAGCCAGCGCAACAAUAGCACGCGGUUGUAUAAAUAUGGUUCAUGCUUUUUCCGGGACCAGUGGGAAAUUGGUGGGCUACCAGUUUGUAAACUGAAUGUACUUUCGUUCUAAGCUGAAUGUAGAUCGUAAAAUCUGCGUACAUAUGCUUAUAAAAUUUGCAGCCUUAUUUCCGAUGCCGAUAUAAGGAAAAUGACGUGACCCGUAGUAGCUGAGAAAUGCAUAGUUGUUACAGCUGCUUCCAGCAGUUAAUUCAGUACAAACACUGAUCACAUAAGGCAUUUGGGAACAGAAAAUUGUGUGAUGUAUAUGUUCACGAUAUAUCUUUGUGUCCAUGGAAAGCACACAGACAAUACGCAUAAUAUAUACUCAGGGUUACCGAAAUAUUCUCUGUGAAUACGUUUUAUGUUGUAUGUCAAUUUUUCAAGUUAUGCAUUUAUUUGUCUGAGGGCCUCAGUGUUAGUGUUUUGCCGUUCAUGCAGAAUGACGCGCAACUGACUAAUAUGUUUUAUAAGACGAGCAGGUGGUAAUCUUGCUAAGCUAGGUUUAUUAAAUAAAGUUACCACUCACAAUGUCAUCUAUUUAGCAUUUAUGUUUUUCAGUUUGCUAUUUAUUGCAGCUUUGGUUUGGUUGCAGAAUGGCAUUGACUAUUUUUAUUCUUUCUUUCGAUAUAAUGGAACAAAAUUUAUAAAUAUGGAAAGUAGCACUAAGUGAAUGCAGCUUUUCUUGCCUUGUCUCCAUUUAAGCAAAUUUUUCAUUUGCGUUUCUAGAGCCAGCAGAAUGUAUGUAUUGAUUUGAUCAAUAUGCGUUUUGCAGUAAAAAUGUAAUAGUUUCCAGACUGAGUCAUUGAUGGGAUUGUAAAAUGUUGGCAAAUAUAUCUUGCUGUUUUGCAGUUCAUAGUACAGGGGCAAGUGUGUCUGUGUAUGUUAAGAACAUGUUGCGUUUGAAGGCACUUCUUUGCUUGCGAAAGCAGGAGACUAGCUUUGAAGGCCUAGGAGAAGUUAAGUUUCACUGUUAACGUGUGAAUAUUGCAUCUUGUGCUGGUACUUAUACGCCUGCAAUAAGGGAAAAACAUCUUUGUUAUUUUUUAUUUUUCCUGUGGCAAGUUUGGGAAAUCAGCUAAUUUAUUCUGUUUAUGCUUACCAUGUAAAUGUGUCACUCACAAUUACACCCAUGGUUGUACAUGUGCCACCGUUUGGCGUCGUGUGUUCAGAACUUGUACCUUGUGUAUUAUUUGGCCUGUCAUGAAAGUGAGAAAUAAGGUGCUAAUGGAUGCCCCGUCUUCAUUGGUGCUUCAUUAUUUGCAGACGUGGUGAAGGUGGACCUGUGAAGGGCACUGUAAUUGAAUACCAUUGGACAAUCUGUUACGAUUGGCGUAUGAAAUUUGCGUUGUUUAAAAAUUAGUCAGUUACUGCGUGGUUUGAAUAUUGACCAGUUACUGGAGGAUGAAUACUAUUUCCUCAACUUGUGCAAACAUGUUGCAGAACAUGUUCUUGUGCUGCUGUAUUUCGUUAUUUGUGCUGCUAAAGAAAACGGCCAGCUUGCUGAAGUUCGGUUCCUAACGAGGUAAUCUCCUUGUACUGUUUUCUCGAUGAUGUUUCAAUUUUGCCUAUGUGUUUGUUUCAUUGGUUGUUGACGAAGAUGAGCUGUGUAAAUGCAUUGUUAAGUCGGAGUCAGUUUUGCACUUCGUGUGCCUGUGAUUUUUAUUUAUGGCGUCGUUUUAGAAGGUUUUGCUGGGAUAUCGAUUGAACGUAGUUUUUGGUGUUGUUUGUUGUUUCGUUCGGGUUUAAUUGAUAUAUGACACUUUACGAAGCCUUACGUGCAGGUCUAAACUUUUCUGAAUACAUGAACUUGUGAAAUUAUAAGGAGUUGUUAUAGAAGAACCGGAAGCUAACGCGUGGUGCGAUGGCUGCUACAUUUGGUUGGCGCCAUUGCGGGUGCGCAAUCUCAUCUACAGUGCUUUCUGCGCACUCGAAUAUAUGUUGAGCAGGGACAGCGCACUGUAUUCGUGUUAAACUUUCCGUGCGCGUUAACUUUCUGAUGGCGUCACUGCUUGAGCAUCCAGUAAAUGAUUGACACAUGGUUAUUCAAUGAGAUCUGUCGCCACGCACUAUUCACCGAUGAUGUUGACUUUCUGUUAGCAAAUCAAGUGUACAAACUGCCACAUGAGUUUGUCGCGAGUGUUCGCCUGUUCCGGCCAGCUUCCGAACACAAAACAGCAGCGUUGUGUUCCUAAUUAUCUUAAUUAAAGAAGUUUAUGUUGAA
This is a messenger RNA of Dermacentor andersoni, 11313 nucleotides long. It is a transcript of the gene Ack, whose product is annotated as activated Cdc42 kinase. The record is from RefSeq and is a predicted model, not a curated record. Gene Ontology annotation, molecular function: protein binding; ATP binding; protein tyrosine kinase activity. NCBI's taxonomy places the organism in Eukaryota, Metazoa, Arthropoda, Arachnida, Ixodida, Ixodidae. Gene Ontology annotation, biological process: protein phosphorylation.